GUGGUUUAUUUUCAUAUCUAUGAAUCAAUAAACAAGGACAAAGAAAUUUUUGGUGGUUUAAUAUUUUUUAUAUUAUUUCGGUAUUUUUCUAAAUUAUCAGUUCUGGUGCACGAUUUCUACAGCGAGAGCAGUAUUUUUGUGAUUUAAAAUUAGAAGAAAGAAAAGUUUGCAUAAAGGAAGCUCCUUGCGGCGACACCAUGGAGGGCGGCCCCGACGACUACAUGACGCUGGUGCGGGAUGCGCUCAUGGUGCCCAUCUCCAGCGACCAGCACCAGGCCGGCCGCACCAAGGUGUCCGUGGUGGGCUGCGGGCAGGUCGGCAGCAGCAUCGCCUUCACGCUCAUGGCCAAGAACGUGUGCACGGACGUGGCGCUGCUGGACGUGGACGCGGCCAGGCUGGGCGCAGAGCAGAUGGACCUCUCGCACGCCUCCGUGUUCUGCAAGUCGCGGGUGCUGUCCUCCACGGACCCGGCGGUGACGGCCGGCUCCAAAGUGAUCGUGGUGACGGCCGGGGCGCGCCAGGCGCCGGGCGAGAGUCGCCGGGACCUCAUCGACAAGAACGUGGGCAUCUUCAAGAAGCUGAUCCCACCGCUGGUGCAGAACAGCCCCGACUGCAUCCUGCUCAUAGUCACCAACCCGGCUGACGCGAUGGCAUACGUGGCGUGGCGGCUGAGCGGGCUCCCGUCCAGCCGCGUGAUCGGCAGCGGCACCCUGCUGGACUCGAUGCGCCUGCGCUCGCGCAUCGCGCAGCAGCUGUGCGUGCACCCGCGCAGCGUGUACGCCUGGGUGUGCGGCGAGCACGGCGACUCGCAGUUCCCGGUGUGGUCGGGGGCGCACGUGAAUGGCGUCCGGCUGCGGACCCUGGACACCUGCGUGGGGCUGCGCGACGACGCGUGGGGUCACAUGGCGGAGGAGAUAGCAGCCAGCGCCGCCAAGAUGAUCGAAGGCAAAGGCUUCACGUCGUGGGGCAUCGCGAUGAGCACUACCGCCAUCUGCAGGGCGAUCCUGCUCAACACCAAAGAGAUCAUGCCCGUGUCCGCGUACAUCCAGGGCUGCAAGCACGGCGACAACAAGAAGGUGUACAUCUCGGUGCCGUGCGUGAUGGCCGACUGCGGCGUGCACAGCAUCGUGAAGCAGAAGCUGUCGGACCUGGAGCGCGCCAAGCUCGCGCAGUCGGCCGAGAUCAUCUACCAGAUGCAGCAGGACGCCGACGCCUCGCUCCCGCCGCAGUGAGCGGGCGCUCCCAGACACUGCUGGGAGCCCACUGAGUUGGCAUUCCUCCAUGGUGUCGUCGCAUGUAACAUGAUCACCGACCCCUCGCCCAACCAAUAAACUAAUCUUUUUGGAACUCCUUA
This is a messenger RNA of Bacillus rossius redtenbacheri, 1354 nucleotides long. Its product is annotated as L-lactate dehydrogenase-like. The coding region runs from base 198 to 1232 and encodes 344 amino acids. Lineage: Eukaryota; Metazoa; Arthropoda; Insecta; Phasmatodea; Bacillidae. Gene Ontology annotation, cellular component: cytoplasm. The record is from RefSeq and is a predicted model, not a curated record. The transcript is spliced from 8 exons. Gene Ontology annotation, molecular function: L-lactate dehydrogenase (NAD+) activity. Gene Ontology annotation, biological process: lactate metabolic process; pyruvate metabolic process.